GGAGGAAAAGAAAGUGCUGGAGUCUAGUUCAAAGUUCACAAAGCAUCACCACCCCCUCCCCCCAAAAAGUGCAGUAGAUUUUUUUUUUAAUGCAAGAUGGCGGACUUUCAGUGAACAGGGACAACCCGAGGGCUAAAGCAGCCUGCGAACAUUGCAAGACCAAACUAUUAUCACUGUGUGAUAGAUGAUGUUCCUCCUUCCAUCCCAAGGACUGAUGGAUAUAAAGAGUUGGAGUCUUGGAGAGACUUAAAUCAAGCACAUAAGUGCAGAAAAUUCUAGGUACCUGGAAGAAUAUCUGAACUCAUGAUAGAUCUGCAAAGGUGGUAAAUGCAAGGAUUGGUCGCAAAGUUAUUUUUUCAUCACUGCUGUAACUGUGAAUGGUCGCUAAACGAGGACUACCUGUAUAAGUUUUCAGAGACUACACCCACUUCUUCAGGUGCAAGUGCUGCUGAAUUCAGGGAGCAUGGAUUAAUGUUAAGAACUUGCUGCUCAUUGCCUUCUCCUUUGGACUGCAAGUUGUUGUCUUACUGAAUUGCACUAUGGACAUGCUGCUGAGGGGCGAAAUUGGGAGAAGCCAACAUGCCAGGCUGUAGAGCCAGAAGCCCAUGACCUGAUAGGCCUCUGGAAAGCUUGAAGGGUUGGAAUUGAAUUGGUUUGGCGUGUUGCCUUUCCACCGGAGAGGAAAUGGCGAGCAAACGAAAAUCCACUGUCCCCUGCAUGGUCCUGGCGAGAGAGCUGGAUCCAGAAGUAGAAGCAGUGUCUGAUGCUGAUGAAGGGUUGCCUGUGGUUACAUCUGCAGGAAGCGUGUCCAGUGAUGAGGACUCUCCAGAAUGUGUAGAUUCUGACAGUCAGUCGAAUAAAAAAGUUGAAGGCGGCUAUGAAUGCAAAUACUGUACUUUUCAGACUCCCGAUUUAAAUAUGUUUACUUUCCACGUGGAUUCUGAGCAUCCCAACGUUGUUUUAAGUUCAUCGUAUGUCUGCCUCGAAUGCAAAUUUGUUACCAAAAGGUAUGAUGUGCUUUCAGAACAUAACACGAAGUACCAUCCCGGAGAGGAAAACUUCAAACUGACCAUGGUAAAACGCAACAACCAAACCAUAUUUGAGCAAACGGUGAACGAUCUUACUUUCGAUGGGAGUUUUGUCCAAGAGGAGAAAGCAGAAGAAGAAUUGGAGGGUUCCGAGAGCCCCUUGACAGGCAUCUCAAUCAGCAAAACCCCCAUUAUGAAAAUGAUGAAAAAUAAGAAUGAAGCCAAGCGAAUUGUUGUUUUCCACAAUGCGGCGGAAGAUGGUCCUGCAGAAGAAAAAGAUGCUGACUCUGACAUGGAGUGUGAGGAAGUAGUAGAAAAAGGAGGCCCUGCGGGUUCGGAUGCCAAUCCAGCUAAUUCCUUAGCUGCGGAAGCCGCCAGCCCUGUUGUGAACCCAGCAGCAGUGAUUCAGCCUGCUCAGGUGAUCACCACCCUGGCAUCUCCCCCGACUUCUAAUUUAAUUUCUAAAGUCUUGAUCCCUAUUAACAGCAUCCCAGCCUACAACACUGCUUUGGAUAACAACCCUCUCUUGCAAAACACGUACAAUAAAUUUCCAUAUCCGACUGCCUCAGAAAUCACGCUCCUGGCUACGCAGGCUAAGUAUACUGAGGAGCAAAUCAAAAUCUGGUUCUCUGCCCAGCGUUUGAAACAUGGGGUGAGCUGGACGCCAGAGGAGGUGGAGGAGGCAAGAAGGAAGCAGUUUAACGGCACGGUGCACACCGUCCCUCAGACCAUUACGGUUAUUCCAGCACACAUUUCGGCGGCUAACAAUGGCCUGCCUUCCAUUCUGCAGACGUGCCAAAUUGUGGGCCAGCCAGGCCUCGUCCUUACACAAGUCGCGGGAACCGGGGCACUCCCAGUGACGGCCCCCAUUGCGUUGACCAUGGCGGGAGUCCCAAAUCCCGCCCAGCUGCAGAAAGCCCAGGGCCAAGCGACACAGCCUGUUCCCGAAGGCAAACAGGCAGCUGCUGUCCCAGCACCCCAGCUUACGAAAUCAGAGGUGGUGGCUGCCACCGCCACCACCAACAUCGACACGGUCGCCGUCCGGGCAAAGAAGACGAAGGAGCAGCUGACAGAAUUAAAAGUUAGCUACCUUAAAAGUCACUUUCCUCUCGAUUCAGAGAUAAUCAGGCUCAUGGAAACCACCGGCUUGACGAAAGGGGAGAUUAAAAAGUGGUUCAGCGAUACCAGAUAUAAUCAGAGGAAUUCAAAGCACAAUUAUUACAAUCAUCAGAACAGUGAUUCCUGCACUAUCGUUAUUGACUCCAGUGACGAAACCAGCGAACCCGCCCCACUGGCCCAGCCGCAGCAGAAGCAGCCCUGUGCCGCCUCGGAUUUGAGCUCUCCGAAGUUCAAAGACAAGACUGCGGAGCAACUUAAAGUCCUCCAGGACAGCUUCCGCAACAGUCCUUCUCUCGCUGAGGACGAACUGAACAGGAUAAGCUUAGAAACCAAGCUGAGCAGGGAAGAGAUAGAGGCUUGGUUUGCAGAACAGAAGAAAUUGGGUGCUUCCCCGGAAGAAUGUGAGGAAUUGAACGCGGGUCAUUCCGAGAGUCAGAAGGAUGUGGCUGCAGCAGAAACCUCUGGAGGUGAAGGCUCUGGAGCCCAGAAGGCCGGAAAGCAGACCAAAAAGUCACCGGAACAGUUGCACAUGCUCAAAAUGUCAUUCGUUCGAACUCAGUGGCCUUCUUCGGAGGAAUACGAUAAGUUGGCCAAAGAAACGGGCCUUCCUCGGACAGAGAUUGUGAGUUGGUUUGGGGAUACGCGUUACGCCUGGAAAAACGGGGGCUUGAAAUGGUACUACUACUACCAAGGGAACAGUGCAAACUGUGUGAAUGGUCAAGGCCAUUCCAGGCGGAGGGGGAGGGGCAGGCCCAAGGGGAGGGGGAGGGGACGGCCGCGCGGGCGGCUGACGUCCAGCAAAAGGAUCAAGCCCUGGGACCAAGCCCCCGUCAUCAAGUUUAAAACUGGAAAAGCAAUCCUCAAGGAUUAUUACCUGAAACACAAGUUUCUUAAUGAGCAGGACCUUGACGAACUGGUUGCAAAAUCACACAUGGGCUACGAGCAGGUCAGGGAAUGGUUUGGGGACCGGCAGAGACGAGCUGAUCUUGGCCUUGAGCUCUUUGAUGAGGAAGAGGAGGAAGAGGUGCUGGAAGACCAGGAGGAUGAAGAGGACGAGGAUGAGGAAGAAACAGAUGAUAGUGACAACUGGGAGCCGCCACGGCACGUUAGGCGUAGAUUGUCAAAAUCAGACUGACCUGAAUGUCCUUGGGAUUGUCGGAACAUGAUCUUGCCAUGUGAUUGACCUUGCCAAGUGAUUGGUGCUGGCCCUCUACUACUAGCCAUUGUCUACUUUGAAUUUGCUCCACCUUGAAGGCGGAAUUGAGUGGUUGAUAUGCAUCAAAUGCACACUUGUUCCUUGUUGAGCAGGAAUGGAAAAACAAGUCUGGGACUUGGAACUACAGAGUCUUCAGAAAUUUAACUGUUGGCCAUACUCUGCUGAUAGGGGCUCACUUAAGGGACUAUGUGCUCAAUUGCCUUAUGUUCGUUUCCAAAAAUCCUGUAAAGAAAGGAAUGCGUUUUUUAGAAAAUGAUAUCCUCUUUUGCAGAAGGAGAAUUGCCACGAGAUGAAAAAAUGUGCUCACCGUGUCCCUGUUGCUAAGCUGCAUGUCAGUUUCCCUAUCCUCCGAAAGUAAGAGUGGCUUCAUAAGAAACUUCAGGUACCUGAAAAGGUGUCCCACAGAAGAGAAUUGAGAGUUGUUCUCUAUCUUCUCAGCAUGCAGGACGCUAAAUAAUGGAUUUCAGUUACAGGAAGACAGAUUCUGGUGGAAUGUUGUGGGAUUUAAAAAAAACACUUCCUAAGAUAAGAGCUGUUCACUAUUUAUCCAGAGAGGUGAUGGGCUUUCCCUCACUGGGCACGUUGAAACUGAGACUAAACCAUCAUCUGUUGGAGUUGCUCUGAUUGGGAUUCCUACCCUGAGAAGGUGGCUGGCCUCAGUGGCCCCUGAGUCUAGGAAAAGAAGAUGAUUUGGGGAGAAAGGAUAUCAAAGGAGGGAAACCAUGGAGGGGUGAGAGUUGCUUGAGGUCUUUGAGUUUUUUUAAGGAAAUUAGAGGAAAGGAAUAUCUUUGUUACAUACAGAGCCUGUGUCCUAGGUUUACAGAACUCAUCUUGAAUGUGUCUCUCUAGCUAUGUUCAGGGAAUUUGGGUCCGAAGUAUGUUUUUAUAUUAAAACUAAUCCGUGUAUAUCAUAUUUAAAUACUAGAUAACAAUUAAUGCAGCCAAUACCAAAACCUUGGCUUUGAUUGUGCAAUUCUUUUUCCUCUCAACCUAUCAAAGUAAAGAAUCGUUUUCAGAGAACAA
Messenger RNA from Candoia aspera, 4386 nucleotides. RefSeq names its product zinc fingers and homeoboxes 1 (gene ZHX1). Bases 685 to 3282 code for a protein of 865 amino acids. Gene Ontology annotation, cellular component: nucleus. NCBI's taxonomy places the organism in Eukaryota, Metazoa, Chordata, Lepidosauria, Squamata, Candoiidae. The transcript has 4 exons. Gene Ontology annotation, molecular function: DNA-binding transcription factor activity, RNA polymerase II-specific; DNA binding. The record is from RefSeq and is a predicted model, not a curated record. Gene Ontology annotation, biological process: regulation of transcription by RNA polymerase II.